Messenger RNA from Xiphias gladius (swordfish), 4129 nucleotides. RefSeq lists its product as uncharacterized. Lineage: Eukaryota; Metazoa; Chordata; Actinopteri; Istiophoriformes; Xiphiidae. Gene Ontology annotation, molecular function: ATP binding; protein kinase activity. The transcript is spliced from 16 exons. The coding region runs from base 255 to 3563 and encodes 1102 amino acids. Gene Ontology annotation, biological process: protein phosphorylation; positive regulation of canonical NF-kappaB signal transduction. The record is from RefSeq and is a predicted model, not a curated record.
GCACAUGGCGGUGGUGGGCCAAUCAGCGGAGCCUGCGGGGGCAGAAAAGCCGGCAGGUCACACUCGGAUACUAAUAUCCACAUGACACGAGACAAACAGACGGUCAGGGAGUCGGGAAGAGACACCUGUCUCCCGGGUUUUUGAUUUUUACAAAAAGAGUCUAUUUUGUUUUGAAACAGGGUCGCUGGAUUCCACCUGGACCCGGGACGGGCAGCGAGACGGCCAGAUCGUCCCCGUGAGUUCUCACAAGGUAGAUGCACGACUACAGUGACGGAGCAAUGGCCAUACCCCGGAUGCUCAGCUCCAUCGCGACCGGAGGAUCCGAGCUCUCGUUUCUCGGCAAAGAGGACAGCGGCCGAGGUUGCGACGGGGAAAAGGACUUGCUGGUCCAAGCCAUCGCCCCGCAUCUGAGCCGGGUGAUGGCGCACGGCACCGCCAAACACGUGGUCGCAGAGGGGCACGAGGAGAAUCCCUGUGUCUCCAUAGUCGCACAGGCCGAGAGAGAAGACUUCCAGGAGUUCAGUCCUACGAGCACACAGUGCCCCUCGUCAAGACCUCAGCUGCUCAAAAAGCUCAGGUACCUCGCAACACGCAAAAUCCACACCGCUGCCUGUGUGCCUCAAACUAAAUAUACCCCCUGGGCAAAAUCUUUCCACCAGAUUUUGGGACACUGGCUGCGGGGAUUUGGUCCCGUUCAGCCACGAGAGCGUCAGUCGGGUCCGGCACUGAUGGUGGGUGAUCAGGCCUGGCUCCCAGUCCAGUUCAUCCCAAAGGUGUUGGAUGGGGUUGAGGUCAGGGGGUCGGGGCUCAGGCCUCUUGGCCAGGACUCUGCCCUCACGAGCGACACAGAGGACGAGGACUUCGACGGGGCCGCCAAACUCCCCAACCACCACCUGCGGAGGAAGCAGCGCAGGAAAACCAGGACAAGCCAGGGCCAGGAGGGAGGGGGAGAACCUCCCAUUAUCCGUGGUCUGUGGGUGCAGGAGAUCGAUUGGCUGGAAUCAGCAGACAGAGAGGCGACGUCGUCCGCUGAGAUCAUCCCGCCGCCUCCCCAGUUUACUGACUCAGUCUCAUGCUCCUGCAGCCAUGGAGACCUGAGCUCCUACAUAUGUGAUGAAGGCCGCUGCUGUGCAGAUGUGUGCGACUGUGUCAGAGGAUUAGAGGAAGUGUCACUUUCGGAGGACCGAUGCGGAUCGGUAGAUUCAGACGACACAUCCAGCACGGAUGACAGAGGAAGCUCGGACUCUGACUGUGGUCUGGAGCAGGACUCUGAAUCAAUUUGCACUCAUGAGAGUGACUCAGACUCAUCCUGCUGUGCAGAGGACGACAUACAAGAGCCAGAUAAGUUUGGAGUCGAGGCCGGCGUGCCAGAUUCGACCUUCGACCUGAUGCGUGUGUCUGGUUUUAACUCCCGUCAAGCUGAGUGGGACUUUGACCCCACAGGGUGCGUGCGAGGCCCGCUGGGACUUUCAGAGUCCCCCCACACCCCCAACACUGUGAACACGUCCCAGCGUGCCUUUGGUUUUGAUGACCUGAGCGAUACUGAAGCAGUUUUGGAGGAGCUUAGAGGCAGAGUGACACGGACGCCGAAGCUGUUCGUCUCACCUUUCUUCAGAGAUUUGAUGCAACGGUCUCUGAAUGUCUGGAAACACAACAUCCCUGUCAAUGAAGGACUCAUAUUCCAUCAUCAACUGCGGCCCAGCAGUUCUCAGUACAGGGAGGGAGAGGAAUACCACGUCGCUCACCACAUCCAGAACGGCUCCUACGGUGACGUGCUCUGCGUUCGGGACAAAAGGACUGGAUUCGAAUGUGCUGCCAAGAGGAUUCCACUGAGUCAUUUCAGCGGCGAGGAGGUGAGCACGUGGAGCGCUCUGAACUCCCCUCGGGUGGUGGAGCUCUUCGGGGCCGUGAGGGAGGGACUGAACGUCGUGCUCUUCAUGGACUUGAAGCCAGCUUGUCUGGCCCAGCUCCUAAAAGAGAUGAACUCCCUCCCCGAGGAUUUGGCCCUGCACUACCUACAUCAGACGCUGGGGGCGCUGGAGCACCUGCACCACAGAAAGGUCCUUCACCUGGACGUCAAAGUUGACAAUGUGCUGCUGUCUGCAGACUGCAGAGACACAUUCCUCUGUGACUUUGGUCUCUCAGAGACAUUGGAUGACAGCGGGUGGAGCGCCAAGGCAUUCAGGGGAGCUGCCCUCCCGGGCACAGAGACCCACAUGGCCCCAGAGGUGGCUCGAGGGGAUCGACUCUGUGCCAAGGCGGACGUGUGGAGCAGCUGCUGCAUGCUACUGCACAUGCUCAACGGAUGCCACCCAUGGAUACGGUACUACUCCCACCCACUGUGUCUCCAGAUUGUCAAUGAGCCCCCACCUCUGUGGGAGGUGCCGUCCAACUGUAACAACUUCACGGCCGAGGUGUUCAGGGCCGGGCUCCGGAAGGACCCGGGCAGGCGAGCGUCCGCCAAGGAGCUGAGGAGGAAAACCACCAAGGCCCUCAGAGCAGUUGGAGGUCUGAGUCCCUGGUCCGUCAAAACCGCCCGUGAGAUUCUGCACCACGGCAAGAACCAGACUGAAGACAGCCCCGGCUCCUUGUCCCCUGGGAUCACCCCAAAUAAACCAUCAGCUGCCGCCUCAGCACCCGCGAUGUACUGGGUGAGCCCCUGGAGAACUACAGCGGUGGAUGAGGACGGCAGCGACUGGGAAGACGGGGACGCGGACCAGGACUGUGAAGUGGACACGGAUUCCUUGACUAGGGAGUGGGACUCGCAGCCAAAAUCACUGCGGGAUGACUACGCCGCAGAUGAAAAAGACUGGGAAACUGGGUCUUAUUCAGAUGUGGACAUGUAUAUGGGAGAGGAGGAAUUUAUUCAGGAGGAGGGGACGAAAACCGACAAGGACUAUGAGGGGGACUGGGAAGAGGAGGGACAAGAGGAGGAGGAAGAGUGGGACUCUUCGGUGUCCACAGACUAUCUCCGUGCUCUAAGAGGCCUUUUCCCUUUGCUGCAAAAGGGCCAGCAGACCAAUGACAGUUUGUGGGGAUCAGAGCCGGAGCUGGAGUAUCUCAGAGACGAUGUAGCCAUAGGCACCAAGAUCCAGACCCCCUCCCCAGAACCUCGAGAUGACCCCCCGUCCUGCUUCAGCUGCUCGGAUACAUCGCAGAUAGAUGCCUCAGAGAAGGACUCUGACCGUUCGUCCGAUGACCUGAGCUCUGGGGUCUUUUCCUCCUGCAACAGCCAGACGGACGGACACCUGGAGUGGUUGGCCUCGGCGAAUCAGCCCUCCCUCUGCUGCUUUGAAGGUGUCGACAUCUGGAUAGAGAACGUCCAGGGCGAGUGCCUGAGGAUCCGUGAGCGCCGGCAGGUCAAAGUGGGCCACGUUGCUGUAGGAAUCAGUGAUCAGAUCUCGGGGAAGGCCUUCACCCUGGAGACCCUGGACAGGAAGAUGGUGUCCUUUGACCAGGAAAUCAAAGAGUCCUGUGUGUGGCUCCGCUGUGUUCCCGCCCCGGACACAUGUCAGCGCUGGAGGUGGAGGGUCCGAGACGGAAAGCUGGAACUCCAGGAAUGAAACGGACGUUUUUUUUUGGGGGGGGGUUGUAUUGUUUGCACUAACUUAGGCUGUGUUUGUUCUUAAAUCAAGUGGACUGAAAAAUACAUUUAUGUAAAAGCUGGAAAGCUGCUGCUUUUUGGGGAGAAAUGUGAGAUCAGUGAAUUUUAUCCUGACAUAGUUUAGUUUGUUAUUUUAAAAAUGGAUUUCUCUGAAUCGGCUCAAGCAUGUGCACGCACACAAAGGGAUCUGACUCCGGUUUCCAGCAGCUCUAAAUAUACUUGCACACAGGUCCAAGAACAAUUGUCAGGAAGAGACACGUAGACAUACAGGGAAAAAGAAGGACAACCAAGCUGAACGAAGACAGGUGAACAUGUGACUAUUACGGGUACCACUUUCCAAUAUGGCAUCAUCUUUAAAAGGUUUCAAAGCCGUAAUUAAUAGCUUUAUUAAUGGUUAAUAAAUUAUUUACCAAUGCUUUAUUAGGAGGUCAACUUUUGGGUUGCCAGUUUGUGGCAGCGCGACACUUUGCUUUUUUUUUUUUUUUUCCAAUUUCUUCAAUUCAUUAGUGAGACCUUUCCAAUGGA